Molecule: messenger RNA, 8430 nt
Organism: Xyrauchen texanus (razorback sucker)
Lineage: Eukaryota; Metazoa; Chordata; Actinopteri; Cypriniformes; Catostomidae
Gene: igsf10
Product: immunoglobulin superfamily, member 10
Exons: 7
Coding region: 197-7756 (2519 amino acids)
Cellular component (GO): extracellular region
Molecular function (GO): protein binding
Source: RefSeq, a predicted model, not a curated record
UCGCCCUUGAAGAGCCAAACCUUCUAAACUGGAACGGUACAAAACAUAUGUUGGAUUAUUUUAUUUCAUAAUGUGAUAAUAUUUGAAAGAUUGAAAUCGUUAUCGUAAAUACUUUCGGCUGUGAUUUAGACUACAAAUACAGAUUAAUGGCAACUUGAGCUUUUCCAAAAGGAAAGAACCAUCCCGCUUCUCCAGAAUGUGUGACCCAAAAGAGACGUGCCUGGAACGGAGAUUCAUGCUGCUUCUGUGUGUUUUGGCUGUUAUAAUGCACAGAAUCAGUGCGUGCCCCAAAUCAUGUGCCUGUUACACUCCGACGGAGGUGCACUGCACAUUCAGAUACCUGAGCGAAAUCCCCCGGGACAUUCAAGCGGCUGUUGAAAGAAUUAACCUGGGGUACAACAGUUUAACAACACUUAAAGUUAAUGACCUCUCUGGACUGAAACAUCUGGAACUAUUAAUGCUUCACAGUAACAUCAUCAAGAUUAUUGAGGACAGCUCAUUCCAUGAUCUCACGUCCCUGCAGGUUCUGAAAAUUAGUUAUAACAGAGUUGAGAAUCUCAGAAAAGAUACAUUUAAAGGCCUGGACAAUCUUGUACGUCUGCAUAUGGACCAUAAUCACAUUACCUUCAUUCAUCCAGAGAGUUUUUAUGGAUUAAAAAUGCUGCAGUUGAUCAACCUUGAGGGAAACCUGCUCCAACAGCUUCAUCCAGAUACAUUUAUUUCACUGCGGUACAGCCAGAUUUUCAAAUGGUCAUCUCUCAAGAACAUUUACCUGUCAGACAAUGAAUUCACCACAUUGCCUGCAACAGUGUUUGCUGGCUGCAAUAAACUAGAGAAUCUCUUCCUCAGUGGAAACCCCUGGUCAUGUGAUUGUCGGAUGGGUUGGUUUGCUGAGUGGACACAGAAAAACCCUGGUGUUCUGAAAUGCAAAAGAGACAGGAAGACUGUCAGAGAACAGCUGUGCCCUGUUUGUGAAUUCCCAGUUUCCUCUAGCGGCAGCAGUAUUAUUCAUUUGUCAAAUGAUGGCUACACAUGCCUUAAGCCAUGGAUUCACCCUCACUUAAAACAGAGGAAUUUUACUUUGGGUGACAGUGACUAUACUUCAGUCUCUCCUAAGGAUUUUGUUGCACCCAUUGGUAUGCUGGAAAUUAACAUAACUGAUCAGUUCCACAAUGAUGCCAGUAUAACAUGUGUUGUACAGAGACCUACAAGAAUGGACAACCUAACUGUAACCUAUGGAGUCAAUAGAGAUGUUACUGCCCUGAGUGUGUAUGUGUCUACAUCACUGGUCUGCAACAUUGAUUAUGAUCAUAUAUGGCAGGUUUGGAACAUUUUGGCUUCCUAUAGUGAUUCCCCUAUGAGACUUGAGCGAGGGGUAUUACUUUCUUUGCAACCAGGCACAGUUUACACCUACAAGCAAGCAGUACCCACUGCAGAUGAAGUCUUCACAGAAAUUGAAGCAAAAAUCAAUGCCAAUCCUGCAUGGUUAAUGCAAGGUAUAGUUAACUUACAGAUGGACCGCAUUACAACAACAUUCCCGACCCUUAAUAUCAAGUAUUCAUCCAAUGUUCAAAUAAAUGUUGAUAGUAGUAACAAUAGCAGAGAUCAAUAUAGCUGGGCAAUGAUCAGAAAGGACAACCAGACCAAGACUGAACACUCAGUCCUUGCUGGUGUAUCAGUGGAACUGAACUGCCAGACCUUUGGGGAUCCUAAUCCCAUCGUAGAGUGGAUUCUACCAGAUAGAAGCAAAGUACGAGCACCAUACAAAAGUGAGGACCAAAGGAUUGCAGUAAAUACUAAAGGGAGGCUUACAUUAAAAUAUACUGAAAUCACAGAUACCGGUGUAUAUCAUUGCAUUGCCACUAACUACCUGGAUGCAGACAUUCUUGCUUUCAGGGUCACUGUUUUGUCACCGGAUAUCAAAGAAGAAGAAGUAAAUGGGGUCCAAAUCUCACACAUCCUUGGUCAGACCUUACUUCUUGACUGCACAUCAUCUAGCAGCCCGCAAGCUUUCAUUCAGUGGAUACUUCCUGACCACACAGUUUUAGACAAAUCUUAUGGAAACAGGAAGCUUUUCAAAAAUGGUACUUUGGUAAUACAUGGACUGACAUCCCGAGACACAGGAUUUUACAGGUGCUUAGCUGCAAAUUAUAUAGGAACAGAUUUGCUAUCUUCUCAAGUAACUGUUAAUGAUCAUUUCUCAAAUAGCACAAAUACAGCUGACAUAAAGCAGUCUGGUGAUGAUGUUGUGAAAAUUAUAGAUGAUAGCCAGAAACAUCAUAGCAGAGAUCUCCCUCACAGAGUUAGUGAGGAAUCGAGGAGCAUUACAUCAGACAGACUGUACAAUUGGUUUCAGCCCCGAUUUCAUAAGGUUCCCACUGGCAGAAGAGGAAAUGGAAGACGCACUGGAUGGCCAAAAAGAGUCUAUAAUAAACAGUUCAGGAAAGUUGAUGCUGAAAGAUUUGCCACUUUCAUCAAGAGGUCUCAAAAUAAAGGAAGAUAUGAGGAUGGGAUAGUAAGUUUGUCUGAGAAGUCCAAAGCUCUUAAAGGACUCUCUGAUGACAUGGAUACAACCUCAGGGGAUGGUAUAUCUGAAGAUGAAUUAAUUGUUGUGACAACUACCCAAAUACUUGACCAUAAACCGGUUAGCACAAUUAAAACAAGAGAUAUUGGAAUUUCAAAGACAAAUAACAAAAAGGUAAACAGUGCUUUCAGGAAAGUAAAAACUGAUCAUGUAAGUAACAUCUUGAGAAAACAAGAGAAAUCAAAUUUGGUUACAGCCACAUCAUACUCUUACUCUCAAACUCAGACACAUGCCACCCCAGUAAUGGCCAGUUACACUCCAAGUAAGUAUGGAAUUCAAAGAGAUGAGACAACCUUGAACACAACCAACUCAGGUUAUGUGAUAAGCCAUAGUGAUGGUGAAAGCCACAUAUAUGACAGAGGAACAAAUAGAUCCUCUGGGCAAGCCGUUACUCUCAGACUUACUCUAAAAGAAGUUGCAGAUAAGAUGGAGCUUCUGUUCUCUGGGGACUCAGAAGAGGUUGCAACUGUAGCAACACCAUUAUACAACAUCCAGAACUCAAGUGGAACCCAUUUGGAACCUGAGAGUCAGACCAUAUUUACAGCAGUCACCACAACCGAGAGAGAGCAAGACAAGAUCACCUUUCACACUACUCAACUAAUCAAUUCACCUCAUCUCCUUCCUGGGUCCACCUUCAUUUCAAAACACCAGAUCCAAAUCGUUGCCUCUAAAAAGCAGUCAGGAAAGAGACGUAACUUUCAUGGCAGACGCAGGAUCAUUCGACCCAGUAAAAUUACAGACAUACAAUCUUUACUAGAAAAAUUUAAACAUCGCUCUGGAAACAACGAGUACAAUCUCACUUUUCCACACACUGCGGACAAUAUCACAGAAUGUGGUGACAGAAAAAAAAUUACAACUGAAGUGUCUACAGAGAAAUGCAAAACAACAGUGGAUCAAAGCCUGAUCAACACUACGGCUAGAUAUCACAUGACAAUUUUCUUUUCGAGAGUGACAGAAAAACCUGCCAUGGCAUACACUGUAACUGAUUCACAGAUGUCACAAACAACGGUGCCCUCUAUGCCCGAAGAGUCAAAGGAUUAUAAAGAUUCUGUUGAACUAACCAAAGAUGCUAUUAUGUACCUCUCAACUCCUAUUACAACUACAACCACAAAGACUUCAACAAUCACACAUGGGAAGAUUUCACAGUUCGGCCGCAAAUGGGAUAAGAGAGAAUUUCUCAGCAGACUUCAAAAUCAAUUUACACCAUCCACUGCAGAGGAACAGAGGAACACGGCAUUCACAACCACAGCAGAACCUGACAGAGCAACAACUGCAGUACCUACUAAAAAAUUGCAGCUUCCACAAACAAUUGCCUUUCCUUCAAUUACAAUAGAAAAUGACACUCCAGAGAAAUCAUUUGAUGACUCAUCAGGCUCUUCCACAUUUACAGAAUCAGAUUCAUCUUACAAAGACAUAACCCUAUCACCAACAUUGUUCUCAACAUUUCCAGCUUUCAAUGAGCCAUCCAUAACCAAAGAGUCUGAUCCAGUUUCAGGUACACUACCAGCCCCUACAACAAGGAGAACUGAACUAAAGAAAGACAAUGUUCAGGAAAGAUUUUCCGGUUCUCAAACAGGAUUAUGGCAAAAUCAAAAGCCUGGUUUUCGCAGACAAGACCUCAAGGGGCGAGGACUGGCAAGAAAAACAACCACACAAUCGUCAACCAUCACAGUGACUAAAAUUGCAGGCAGAUCUUCAACCAAAAUAUCCCCUACUAUAGCAUCACAAACUAAACACAGAGCUGUAUCAUUAAGACCUUUGAAUACACCCUUCAAAGAAUCAGAGACAUCUCCAUCAACUGUGACCUCUCAACCCACUACACCUAACAUAAAACCUACAGUCAUUAGACCACAAACUACACCACAAUAUCAAAUCCAGAGUAAAGCCAACAGAGUCAGAGUGAACAGUAAUACAAGACUUACCCCAGAAAGAGGAAUAUAUACAACACAGAGACCUGUGAUAAGAGUUAAGCCAACUGUAUAUGAACAAAAACACGUGGACUGUUUUGAUUGUCUUAAGCCAAAUGCCCCAUCUGGCAUACCUUAUGGCAAAUCUAAGGAGAGCACAGUCACAGAAACAAUUAUUGUUCAAUCAGCAGAACGAAACUAUCUGUUCACUCAAUCUCCACACAGUACUGAAAUUGGCAAUGUGAAUGAGUAUGAUCACUCAACAAUGUAUGACACCUCUAUCAUUGACUUCGACCCGUCAUCUGUUACGGAUAUAAUUUCCAAGCCAAGGAUUAUUGGUGGAAAAGCUGCCAGUUUCACUGUUCUGUCAAACUCUGAUGCUUUCCUUCCCUGCAAUGUGACUGGUCAUCCUAAACCCACCAUCAGCUGGAGCCGAUUUCCAUCUACCACAGGUAGUAUGUUGACCUUCAAGGGUAAAAUGGGUAAAUUUGAGGUUUUGAAGAAUGGAACAUUGUCCAUCCAUAGAGCAAAUAUUAAAGACCAUGGACAGUACAUAUGUUUGGCCGAGAAUGAGUAUGGGUCUGACAAGCUUGUGGUUAUGUUGUCAGUUGUGGCUUAUCCCACUCGAAUACUGGAGCCAAAGAUGAGAGAACUCAAGGUUCUUGCUGGGAAAACGGUGCACAUGGAAUGCAAGACAGAGGGCAGACCAGUGCCAAUUGUGUCAUGGAUUCUACCCAAUCGCACUGAGGUUACAGGUCCAGGCACCAAGCAUGGUAGAGUAAUAGUAACCUCAAUGGGGACACUAACCAUACAAGAUGUGUCAGUUUUUGAUCGAGGACAUUAUAAGUGUAUUGCAAGCAAUCCAGCCAGUACUGACACCAUUACUGUGCGUCUUCAGGUGGUAGCAGCACCCCCUGUAAUACUGGAGGAGAAACAACAGCUAGUGAGAACAGAUGUUGGGCAGAGUCUUUUGUUACCCUGCACCACUCAUGGUGACCCCAAACCCACUACACACUGGGUCUUACAUGAUGGUACUAUUGUAUGGCCUCUAACUUACUCACACACUAAAGUAUCCGUAUAUUUAAAUGGUACACUUUACCUGAGAAACCUAGCAGUAACUGAAAGUGGAAAAUAUGAGUGCAUUGCAACAAGCUCCACUGGAUCUGAGCGGCGUGUGGUCACACUUUCUGUGAGGAGGACAGAAACUGCCCCUAAAAUCAUUGAGACGUCACAACGGAAAAUUGAUUUAGUGUAUGGUGCUCACCUUCAGCUAAACUGCUCUGCAAUUGGGAACCCAAAACCUCAAAUCAUUUGGAGGCUUCCUUCCAAGGCUCUCGUGGACCAAUCGCACAGAAUGGGUAGCCGUAUGAAGGUCCUCGACAAUGGCACUCUCAUCAUUGAGUCGAUCAAUGAGAAAGACGCUGGGGACUUCCUGUGCGUUGCACGCAGUACAGCUGGGGAUGAUUUACAACUCAUGAAGGUGUCUGUGUCUAUGAAGGCAGCUCAGAUCGAACCAAAGGUCUUUAGCAAGAAACAAGUGCCGUAUGGCAAUGACCUAAAGGUGGACUGUGUGGCCGCUGGUGUCCCCAGGCCAGAGAUAUCUUGGGGUCUUCCUGAUGGUACCUUAGUAAACAGUGCUCCCCAAGCAGAUGGAACAGGAGGAGAAGAGUCCAGGCGGUACAUCCUGUUUAAUAAUGGAACACUGUACCUGAAUAAAGUUGGGAUUGACGAAGAGGGCGACUACACGUGUUAUGCAGAAAACCAACUUGGUAAAGACAAGAUGCACGUUCACAUAUCUGUGGUAACUGCAGUCCCUCGCAUUCAGCCUCCAAACCUUACCUAUGCCAAAGUAAAGCCAGGUGCAAACAUUCGCUUUGACUGUAAAGCUAUUGGUGAGCCCAAGCCAAAGGUAAUUUGGAUGCUGCCAUCUAAAGAUAUGAUUGCUGCAUCUAGUGAGGGUUACUUAGUUCAUGCCAAUGGAUCUCUUGAUAUACGGAAUGUAAAAUUAUCGGAUGCUGGAGAGUAUAUCUGCAUGGCUCGCAAUACUGCAGGUGAGAAGAAUAAAGUCUAUAAACUUGAUAUCGAUGGAAACCCACCAAUUAUCAAUGGCUUCAACCAAAAUAGAACUGUGAUUAAAGAUACUGCACUCAAGUACACUAGAAAGCUAAUAGACUGCAAGACUGAAGGGGAUCCUCCACCAAAGAUCACAUGGAUCAUGCCUGACAAUAUAUUCCUUACAGCCCCAUAUUAUGGGAGCAGAAUUAAUGUCCAUACAAAUGGGACACUAGAGAUCCGUAAUGUCCGGCCAUCGGAUACAGCUGAAUUUAUCUGUAUGGCACAGAAUGAUGGAGGUGAGGCAGUCAUGUUGGUUCAACUAGAGGUAACUGACAUGCAAAUGAGGCCCAUUUUUAAAAACCCCUUUAAUGAGAGAGUGGUGACUCGGGUGGGGAGAACUGCUAUGUUGAACUGUUCAGCCGAUGGGCAACCCACCCCAGAGAUCAUAUGGACGCUACCAAAUAAAACCCAAAUCAGUGGAGGCCUUGACAAGGGCUCAAGGUAUCACCUGGGUAAAGAUGGCAACUUUGUUAUUUAUAACUCCAGCAAAGAGGAUGCAGGUAAAUAUCGAUGUGCUGCAAAAAACAAGGUGGGCUACAUCGAAAAGCUGAUGGUUCUUGAGGUGAUUCAGAAGCCUUAUAUUCUGACACGCCCAAAGGGGCUUAUUCGCAGUGUUUCUGGGGAGGCCCUCUUCCUACACUGCCUGAUUGAUGAAACCCAGGCCAGAAUUUCCUGGACCAUGCCAGGAGGUCAUGUUCUUACACGUCCACAGGUGAGUGGACGCUACCAUUUAAUGGAAAACGGGACACUUAUUAUACACAGGACAACCAUUCAUGAUCGCGGGAGCUAUGUUUGUCAAGCAAAAAACGAUGCCGGAGAGGCCAUUCUUACAGUGCCGGUCGUGAUUAUUGCAUUUCCACCCCGGAUCACUAUUGGGCCUCCUCUAAGAGUGAGAGGACUUACGGGAGUUCCCAUCCAUCUCAAAUGUGUUGCUAAUGGAAUACCUAAACCAGCGAUAACCUGGGAGCUGCCAGAUCGCUCUGUUCUGUCUGCGACUGGAAAGGGACAACUGAGAAGCAGUGAGCUGCUUCAUUCACAAGGGACUCUAAUAAUUCAGAAUCCCACCAGAGCAGAUUUGGGUAAUUAUAAGUGCACAGCUGUUAAUUACCUGGGCAGAGAUACCAGAAUAACAUACAUGACAAUAAUAUAAGAUAGGUUAGUAGGGUGAUAAUACAGUAUGCUCCACAUGAAACAAACCUGCUGUUGGAUGCAAAACUUUUAUUUAGCCUAGAAGACAUAACUUUACAACUGAGGGUCAGCUCUUUUGGAAAGUCUUGGAUUAUUGAAUUAGGUUGCUUAGGUCUGCCAGGUAGUAGAAAUGACUAAUACAUGUCCUGGAUAAUUAUGCUGCUUGGGAGGAAAACAAAGAAAUGUUAGGAGUUCAGUCUUGGAAAUGACCUUUGAGAAAUUACCUAUAACUGUUUUACAUCAGUUCUCCAGGCCAAAUUUGUUUUCCAUAUUAAAUCACAAAAUGUAAUUCUAAUAUUUUAAUAUAAUACUUUAUAGAAUAUCAUUAUAUAUUAUGAUAUUGGGUCAGUCUAAAUUAACAAAUUAUGCACAGAAUAAGUUUUCAAUCAGAAACAAGAUUCAGUGUUCAGUGUUCAAAUUGCAAGAAGGAAUAACAAAUGCGUAACUGUUAUAUUAGAGUAAUUGAAAACUAUGAGCAUAAAUAGUAGGGAAAAAUUUUUGACCUUGUGAUUGAGCCUCUGAAUCAAUCAUUUGUCUAUAAACCAUAACAAAAUUUAGAUUUUAAACUGUCCCAUGGUUUGAAUGUUAAAUUAUCAUGUUAUUAUUUUGGUUUGUCUAUUUAUCACUUUUGUUUAU